This is a messenger RNA of Tympanuchus pallidicinctus (lesser prairie-chicken), 2956 nucleotides long. RefSeq names its product G protein subunit alpha L (gene GNAL). Gene Ontology annotation, cellular component: heterotrimeric G-protein complex. The transcript is spliced from 13 exons. Gene Ontology annotation, molecular function: G protein-coupled receptor binding; G-protein beta/gamma-subunit complex binding; GTP binding. Lineage: Eukaryota; Metazoa; Chordata; Aves; Galliformes; Phasianidae. Bases 280 to 1419 code for a protein of 379 amino acids. The record is from RefSeq and is a predicted model, not a curated record. Gene Ontology annotation, biological process: adenylate cyclase-modulating G protein-coupled receptor signaling pathway.
GGGGCGGGCUCAGCGGGGGGCGGCCGGCCGCCUCCUCGGGAGGAGGAGGCCGGGAGCCGCGGGCCGACGCGCCGGCUGCCUCCAGCGGGCGGCGGAUGCCAGCUCCAGAGAGCGGCCAGAGACCAUUUUAUUUGAGCAAAGCGGGGGGAAGAAGCGAAGAGAGAGCGCCGCGGAGAUAUCGGGAUUUAAAGCCUGCUCCUCGCCGCCCCCUUCCCCUCUCCCCCCGUAAGACCCCGGUGCGCGCAGGCAGCAGCCUGACAUCCCUCCCGAGCGGCGGCGAUGGGGUGUCUGGGCAACAGCAAAACGGAGGAUCAGCGUAUCGAUGAGAAAGCGCAGCGAGAAGCCAACAAAAAAAUAGAGAAGCAGUUGCAGAAGGAGCGGCUGGCUUACAAAGCGACGCACCGCUUGCUUCUGCUGGGGGCCGGCGAGUCGGGGAAAAGCACCAUCGUGAAACAGAUGAGGAUCCUGCACGUCAAUGGGUUCAACUCAGAAGAAAAGAAACAGAAAAUACUGGAUAUUCGGAAAAAUGUUAAAGAUGCGAUUGUGACUAUAGUUUCAGCUAUGAGCACUUUAAUACCCCCAGUUCCAUUGGCCAACCCAGAAAACCAAUUUCGAAUGGACUACAUCAAGAGCAUAGCUCCUCUUUCUGACUUUGACUAUACACAGGAAUUCUUUGAACAUGCGAAAAAGCUCUGGGAUGAUGAAGGCGUGAAAGCAUGCUUCGAGAGGUCAAACGAGUAUCAACUGAUUGACUGUGCACAGUACUUUUUAGAAAGAAUCGACAGCGUCAGCAUGGAUGACUACACACCCACAGAUCAGGACCUAUUACGAUGCAGAGUUUUGACAUCAGGGAUUUUUGAAACAAGGUUUCAAGUAGAUAAAGUAAAUUUCCACAUGUUUGAUGUAGGUGGCCAAAGAGAUGAGAGAAGAAAAUGGAUCCAGUGCUUUAACGAUGUCACGGCUAUAAUCUUUGUUGUGGCUUGCAGCAGCUACAACAUGGUAAUAAGGGAAGACAAUAACACAAACAGACUACGGGAAUCCCUGGACCUUUUCAAAAGUAUCUGGAAUAAUAGGUGGUUACGGACCAUUUCUAUCAUUUUAUUCUUGAAUAAGCAGGACAUGCUGGCUGAAAAAGUCUUGGCAGGGAAAUCAAAAAUUGAAGAUUACUUUCCUGAAUACGCGCAUUACACCGUACCUGAGGAUGCAACACCAGAUGCAGGAGAAGACCCCAAAGUCACAAGAGCCAAGUUCUUCAUCCGGGAUGAGUUCUUAAGGAUAAGCACGGCGAGCGGAGACGGCCGGCACUACUGCUACCCGCACUUCACGUGCGCCGUGGACACAGAGAACAUCCGCAGAGUGUUCAACGACUGCAGGGACAUCAUCCAGAGGAUGCACCUCCGCCAGUACGAACUCUUGUGAGGGGAUCGCCGUGGAACCUGUGGUUUUAAAUUCUUUGCUCCUUACUCUUUCUCUUGAUACUACCCCACACAGGGUGGAAGAAUAUACUAUAGAAAUGUCAGUCUCUUCACUUGGUUUACUUUAAUUAUUUAACCGUAAAGCUGAUUUGAAGCGAGUUUGGGUUGGUUUUCCUUCAUGCUUUUUGGGACUAUUUUUGUGCUUUAUUUUGACAUGCCACUUCUUCGUCAUUCCACUAAGCCCUUUGGCUACCUCUGUUCCCUCGGGUUUUGUUGUUGAAAGCGAGCACGACCUGCGGCGCGUUGCGGCGGGUCGGUGCCAGUUCGGAGCGGGAUGUUGGCUGGACGACGCUAAGUCACGGCGCUCCCUCCGUGUGGGUUUCCUUUUUAACGUGACAUUGAAGAGUACUUGAUGGGUGAAAAAGAUUAAUGCACUUUGUAUCAGGUUAUUAAAUACUGUCGAGGAAGUAGACACACAAUGUAGCAGCACCACAAUAUUUAUUACUCCGUCACAGUUUUUAGCAUUUCUGAGUUGCAGGUCAACUGAUACGGUGACCUCCUCUUUUAAGCCGUUACUGGCGCAGGAAGUAGAGUAGAUACUGAGAGGAAUAGUGAAGACAAAGCAAUUUCUCUGGGGUUCCGGAGCUCAGCGUCUCUGCGCACCUCAGGUGUUUGAAUCACAGCUCCUUUUCAGCCUGUCGCAUCUAGGCAGAAAAUUGACCGCCCUCACUUACGUUGUUUGUGCUGUCCACAAAUGAUCCUUUUUGUUCCGAUCAUUCUUGGACGACGGUCCUCUCCCUAUAUAUAUUUUUUUGUUUUACUGCUGGUUUAUUAUAUUGUACAGACUGUAAAAUGUAAUAUUAUUUUGUACAACUUUAUUGAAGAAAAAUACUUGUAGAAGAUCUUUGUGCCUUGAUUAUGGCUGUACCUGUAAAAUGAGCUAAGAUGUAAGUAUGUUUUUGAUUGCGCUGUACAGCUUGAUGUCAACCUUACCUGCAGCAGUGACUGGAGGUAAGAACUUUAUCUGUAGAGUUUAGGGGUUUUUUUCUGGUUUAUAUAAAAAUGCUCUUUAGUAUAAAAAUUAUAAAUUAUGCAAAUUAACCACUUACCUUUCCCAGUGAGGUAUUACCGUCACCGGAUGUUGCAGCAAACAUGCCUUUCUCUUUCGAAGUCUCAGCUUUAAAACAUUGGAAUUCAUUCGAGUGUCCAAAUUGCAACCUGGUGUUGUUUUAAUGGGAACCGAGGAUUUAUUAUUAUUAUUAUUAUUCUUUUUUUCCUUUCUGUUUAGAAAAUAUGUUCGGUAAUUCUUCGGUCAUUCAUAGAACUUCACAAUGGCACAGACCGAUUGUGAACGUGCAAAGCAGCAUUCUGUAGAGCUCUUCGAUCUCUGUACCAACAGCGGCUUUCAUUGUGCAAGUAAAUAGCGAGAAAGAAGACAAAAAGUUGUAUCGACCCUCGUGUCUGGCCUAAGAGAAUUACAAGAUGACAUUUUUAUUUCUCUUUUAAUAAAGAGACACGUUAGAAAAUUGUUUUAUUUUAAA